AUGAGAGUACGCCCCAGUUUGCAGCCUGUUCGCGCUGCAUUUCGUGGGACUGCCAUUAGACACAGGAGUUCAAUUUCCGGUCCAUACCUCCUGGACGAGUACAUACCGCGCUACCAGCUCCUCACGUCGGUACAGGAAGCGAAGAAGCGUUCGCUGGCCUAUGCACAUCUGCGACAAUGCAAUCUCUGCCCUCGUUUGUGCUCCGUCAACCGCUUCGAGAAGAGGGGGACAUGCCUCAUUGGUAGCGAUGUCGUGGUCAACACCAUCGCUCCCCACUUCGCUGAGGAGCCGUGCAUAUCGGGGCGCAAUGGCAGCGGCAGUGUCUUCUUCAGUGGAUGUAACUUGAGAUGUGUCUUCUGCCAAAACCAUGAUAUAGCGCAUCAGAAGAAUGGCUUCGACCUGACACCAGAGCAGCUGGGCGAAUGGCUGAUCAAGCUUCAGGAGGUCGGAAACGUGCACAACAUCAACUUCGUGACGCCAGAACACGUCGUACCGCAGGUCGCAUUAGCCAUCCUCCAUGCGAAGAGUCUCGGCCUCACCGCGCCUAUCGUGUACAACACGUCCAGUUUCGACUCUCUAGAAAGCCUCGAGCUGAUGGACGGCCUCGUGGACAUUUACUUGGCCGACUUCAAGGUAUGGACCUCCGAGAGCGCCAAGCGCCUUCUCAAAGCCGACAACUAUCGCGAGACUGCAAUGGAGUCCAUCCGCAAGAUGCACGCUCAAGUAGGAGAUCUGGCAUUCACCGCGGACGGCAUCGCCAAAAGGGGAGUCCUCUUGAGGCAUCUCGUGAUGCCAGGACUAGGAAACGAGGGCGAACAGAUCGUGAAAUGGUUGGCAGACAACGUCAGUAGAGACUUGUAUGUCCAUAUCAUGGAGCAGUACCACCCCAGGGCGCAUGUGGGCAAAGCGAGGCGGACGACAAGAGGCAAUGCCACAGGCGCGACAGCUGGCAUAGUCGAACCAGGCGGUAUACCUGCUGCAGAGAAGGCGAAGAAAGAGGUCAGAUACCAGGACAUCAACCGAGCUGUCAGCCUCGCCGAAGUAGACCGCGUCAGGAAGGCUGCUGAGGAAGCCGGUCUCUGGCGCUUCAACGAGGUAUCAGAGCAUGCUGGCUUCGCCUGAAUCGAACUAUUCGGACAUGUCUGGACCAUGUUCAUAUCCGAGGCUGAUAUCACGGCCAUACAUUCGACGAUUUCCCCAUUCGUGAGUGGACGCAGAGGCAUGUCGAUCAUGCACCAGCCGAUGACCUACCGGCAGCAUGUGACGACGUGUAAAGUCGCAAAUAAUAUGUGUUCCUAGUUGACAAUCCAGCGCGGUCGCGUUGGAAAUCGCGUUUCGACCGCCGGAGCGACACACCCGAUCAUAUAUCGAGACCGAAGCAGUGGACAAACUUGUCGCUUUCCGAUCUGGAACGCAACCGACGAUCUGGCGUGGAGUGUUUCAAAGCCAGAAAUGCUGGGUGUACAUCAGGAAUCCACUCACACCUACCGUAUCUUGGCGAACUUCUUUGUUUGAAGUUGCAGCUCGCUUGUCUGCAAACUGAUACUCGUGCAUUGUUGUACUCGCUGACUACGUGUCGCGUGUCAAGCACCGGAUACGGCAAUGCCACGAUUUGGGUGCGACUUUAGGGUGUACUCGAGUACCACGCAUCUCGUCCGUGGCCCAACGGGAGCGCUCGUGGUCAUCUUGCGAGCUCCAAAUACCAGUGACAAUGUGAUGAGAUAGGGUGGGUGUGCGCAAAGGUCCCUCUUUGUCCGAAAGCAGAUCAUGACAGCCUAUCUCAUGGCAAUUACCGGAGCUCAAAGGGAUCCAUUGUGGACAUACAGCCACCGCGGCGAUAACUUAGAAUAGCCUCUUCUCCUUUGGUUCUCUCGAGUGCCACGAUCAGCACAAAAGCCAUACUAAAAGGAACCUGUUGCCCAAACUGAAGCGCACAUAGAAGCCCCACCAUCUCUCCUCUUCUAUACGCUAUUACCUUUGCGCGACGAGCCGGGCUCUCGCGUACCACACAGCCGACCAAUCUGCUCAGACAAGCGCCGCCUCAAGAUGCUGUCCCCAGCGCAAGCUCCUAACAGGCUGAGUGUGCUGCAUGAGCAGCACCACAAAUCUACUGCAGAGCUUGCACGAACACACCAGAUGCUUAGCAAGCUGUACAAGAAGCUCUCCAAAGCGGAACGAGUACUCGCUGAACGCCAGGAACGACAGCUGACGAGGGAUCAACGCAAAAAAUGGCAAUACACCCGCGUUCUGACUAAAAGAACCAUCUCCGAGAUGGAGUUGGGCCAGUUUUACCUCCACGAUGAUUUGCAACAACUCAAUGAACUCAUAUCGUACCACAGUUCCUCGUGGACGACCCCUUGGACGGGCCUAUACGCGCCUCCGCCGUCUGCGUAUAGUUCGUUGACUCCCCUCAGUCCAAUCUUCACUCCCUACGCAGAGUAUAGGCCGGCCCCCAGAAAUCAGAUCCAGUACUGGGAUCUGUCCGGCCUCCCGGAACGAUCAUCCUCGGCCCACGGAUCGCCCUCCGCGGAUAGCGGCUACCACGAGCCUGCGGCGCAGGGUUUAGGAAUUAUCACCGAGGGUCAAUCACAGGACAAUAAUGAGCAACAUACAGAUGAUGAGAUGAAGACGGCGUUUGCCUUCAACUUUGAAAGUCAGGAAGCAACAGAGAAUAACAGUCGAGACCCAUCUUCACAGGAGCAAGACGACGUGGUGCCUGAUCUACAAGAACUUGUUUCUCCCAUCGCGGAUACCUCCUCGUCGCGUGUCCACAAACGAUGCGUGUCAGCGAACGCCGCUCAACUGAAUCUGGGCAGUCUGGCGCCUUCAUCUCCCAAGAGAGGCGCCAGCGUCGGACCCGCGCUGGAUCGGAUAUCCGUCAUUCUCGAACGCCGGGCGUGAUGGUCGUCCGAUCGAUCGAGGGGGACAUAUAUCAUCCCUGUAUGGGGUGCAUGUGUUGGGUUCUGGCAGCCGCGAGGCGUCUGCGGAUAUGACGGAAGUGGGAGAUCUUAUAUAUGUAUGUAUCUUUAUCAGUCGGUCAGUCGGGUUUCAUUUGCAUGUUUUUUUCGUUCUAUUUGUACAUAUGUACCUACCUUACCUACCUUACGGUCAUUUGCAUGUAUGUGGUUUGAUACAGAAA
Messenger RNA from Sphaerulina musiva SO2202, 3139 nucleotides. RefSeq lists its product as uncharacterized. Gene Ontology annotation, molecular function: catalytic activity; iron-sulfur cluster binding. The record is from RefSeq and is a predicted model, not a curated record. Lineage: Eukaryota; Fungi; Ascomycota; Dothideomycetes; Mycosphaerellales; Mycosphaerellaceae. Bases 1 to 1122 code for a protein of 373 amino acids. The transcript is spliced from 3 exons.